CCCCAGAAAGCUAAAAUACAAAGGAGAAACACAGAUGUAGUAACUUGAGCAUUUUGUCGUACCAUUACAAAGACAGAAAUCAUUAUCGUUCCUACAAUCUAAACAAAAACUCCGGUCAGCUGAGAAUGACUUGAAGGAGCUGCGCCUGCUAUAAAAAGAUAUUCCUUCUCCCUGUGUGGUGACGCUGCAAGGAUGGUUGACUGGUUCUUGGUGGCCUGUGUGCUGGGAGGUGCCAUGAGUUUUGUGGGUCUCUGUUUCCUGGGUACCUGUGUGUGUGUGCUCCUCUUCCUGGCACUCAUCAGGUUUGUCAUUGUGCCCUUGGACUGUGAUGCUGUGCUGAAGUUUCAUGAGCUCUUUGGCAAGCAGCCAGAGAGCCUGAAGGGGAAGGUGGUGUGGAUCACGGGGGCGUCGAGUGGCAUUGGUGCGGCCCUGGCAGUGCGGCUGGCAAGAGCUGGUGCCAGACUGGCUCUCUCAGCGCGCUCAGUGGAGAAACUCAUCAGUGUGAAGCAGCACUGUCUUGGGACGGGUGGCGUGACAGAGGAGCAGGUUGUGGUGGUGCCCCUGGACUUGGUGCAAUACGACCAGCACCAGGCAGCCUUCAACACUGUGCUGCACCACUUUGGUGAGCUGGAUGUGCUGGUGAAUAAUGCGGGGCGGUCCCAGCGUGGCUGCUGGGAGGAGAUCCACCUGGAUGUGGACAAGGAACUGUUUGAGGUGGACGUGUUCUCCACCAUUGCUCUGAGUCGCCUGGUGUGUAAGUACUUCCUGGAGCAGGGCAGAUGUGGCCACUUUGCCAUCACCUCCAGUGUUGCUGGCAAGUUUGGGGUGCCCAUGUCUGGCUCCUACACUGCUGCCAAGCACGCCUUGCAUGGUUACUUUGAGUGUUUACGCACUGAAAAGCUGGGACGCGGGCUGACCAUCAGCAUGGUAUGCCCAGGACCCGUGGUGUCUGGUCUGGACGAAGCUUGGUUCACUGAGCAGCAAGGAAAGAAACUGAAUGAGAAGCGCACAGGAAAGAUGAUGUCGGCUGAGCGCUGUGCUGAGUUGUUUGCUGUGACAUUAGCCAAUCACCUGCCAGAGACGUGGAUAGCACUACAGCCAGUGCUCCUCAUCAUGUAUAUCUCCCAGUACAUGCCAGGCUUGAGCAAGAGUGUGAUGCAACUCCUGCCUCUCAGCUUUAUCUUGAAGCUCCGAGACGGACGAGCGGAUUUAACUGAGCCUGCCAAGUAAUGGGGAGUAGCAACCCACCCCCAUCCAGCUGCAUCAUACAAGGAGCAGCAGAUGGAGGGACAGUUCUGUGGGAGCUGCUGAUACAAGACUUCACCUUUAACUUUGUCACUGGUGGAGUUUGCAAAUCCUGGUGCAGUCAUAGGCCCAUAUUAAGAAACAAGAAACCAUCUAUAUGACCAAAGGUCAUAUAGAUGAUAAGCUCAAGAGUGUUUCUCCUGUUAAUAAUGUAGAAAUUUUUGUUAAUCUGUCAUUAGAACCAUAAAAGAUGCCCUUAAAAA
Molecule: messenger RNA, 1508 nt
Organism: Scylla paramamosain (green mud crab)
Lineage: Eukaryota; Metazoa; Arthropoda; Malacostraca; Decapoda; Portunidae
Product: dehydrogenase/reductase SDR family member 7-like
Exons: 9
Coding region: 193-1230 (345 amino acids)
Molecular function (GO): oxidoreductase activity
Source: RefSeq, a predicted model, not a curated record